Messenger RNA from Salvelinus sp. IW2-2015, 650 nucleotides. RefSeq names its product 1,4-alpha-glucan-branching enzyme. Gene Ontology annotation, biological process: glycogen biosynthetic process. Gene Ontology annotation, cellular component: cytoplasm. The record is from RefSeq and is a predicted model, not a curated record. Gene Ontology annotation, molecular function: 1,4-alpha-glucan branching enzyme activity. Lineage: Eukaryota; Metazoa; Chordata; Actinopteri; Salmoniformes; Salmonidae.
CAACCCCUGUGUCUUUGUUUGCGACUGCUGUAACCUCUUGUGUCACCUGUCUGGUGUCCCUGCAGGUUGUGGUCCACACUAAGAAAGGAGAGCGUCUGUACCGCAUCUCACCUUGGGCCAAGUACGCCACCCAGGCCGAGAAACAAGUCAUCUAUGACUGGGUCCACUGGGACCCUCCUCAACCGUACCUACACAUCCACCCUCGCCCUAAGAAGCCCCAGAGUUUACGGAUCUACGAAUCCCACGUGGGCAUCGCCUCACCUGACCCUAAAGUCGCCUCCUACACCAACUUCACAAUCAAUGUCCUGCCUCGAAUAAAAGACUUGGGGUACAACUGUAUUCAGCUCAUGGCUGUCAUGGAGCAUGCAUACUAUGCCAGCUUUGGUUAUCAAGUCACAAGCUUCUUUGCUGCAUCCAGUCGUUACGGGACACCAGAGGAGUUGAAGCAGCUGAUUGACACCGCCCACUCCCUGGACAUCGUCGUCCUAUUGGACUGGUCCAUAGCCACGCCUCCCAGAACACGGAGGAUGGGCUGAACCGUUUUGAUGGCUCCGACUCCUGCUUCUUCCACUCCGCUCCGCGUGGGGAGCAUGCUCUCUGGGGCAGCCGCCUCUUCAACUACUCCAGGUAGGCAAAUAUCCAGCUGUCAA